Lethenteron reissneri (Far Eastern brook lamprey) is the source of this 5236-nucleotide messenger RNA. RefSeq names its product delta 4-desaturase, sphingolipid 2 (gene DEGS2). Gene Ontology annotation, cellular component: membrane. Gene Ontology annotation, biological process: ceramide biosynthetic process. The record is from RefSeq and is a predicted model, not a curated record. Gene Ontology annotation, molecular function: sphingolipid delta-4 desaturase activity. Lineage: Eukaryota; Metazoa; Chordata; Hyperoartia; Petromyzontiformes; Petromyzontidae.
GUGAGCGAUGAGUGAGUGUAUGGGUUUCAUGUGGUUGGCUGAAAGUUAAAAACCACACCUCUGUAGGCCACGUCUCUGAAGUCCCCGCCCCUCCAUAAGUCCCCACUCGAAACCUCCUCCAUCACCUUCCACGUGAAUUCACGACCCGGCCAUAUCGAGACAAUACACCUGGGCGCAGAGACCCAGCAACUGCGAGAGCCAUGGGGAACAGGGUGACAAGAACUGAUUUCGAGUGGGUUUACACCGAACAGCCGCACACGGAGCGACGGAAGCAGAUACUGGCGAAGCACCCGGAGAUCAAGGAGCUCAUGGGGCCCGACCCACAGCUCAAGUGGGUGGUGUCCGCAAUGGUGCUGGUGCAGGUCCUCAUGCUCUACUUGGUGAGCGACCUCUCGUGGAAGUGGGUGAUGUUCUGGGCGUAUGGCCUAGGCGGCUGCAUAAACCACUCGCUCACGCUCGCCAUCCAUGACAUCUCGCACAACGCCGCCUUCGGCAACAAGAUGGCCCGCUGGAACCGCCUGUUCGGCAUGUUCGCCAACCUGCCCAUUGGCGUGCCGUACUCGGUGUCCUUCAAGAAGUACCACAUCGACCACCACCGCUACCUGGGUGGUGACGGCCUCGACGUCGACAUCCCCACGGACUUCGAGGGUUGGUUCUUCUGCACUCCGGCACGCAAGCUUGUGUGGAUCAUCCUGCAGCCGCUGCUGUACGCGCUGCGGCCCCUCUACGUCAACCCCAAACCCAUGACCCAGAUGGAGAUGGCGAACGCGCUGGUGCAGUUCGUCUUCGACCUCGUCGUCUACAGCCUGUGGGGCCUCAAGCCCGUGGUGUUCAUGGUCGCCGGCACCAUCCUCUGCAUGGGUCUGCACCCCAUCUCCGGCCACUUCAUCGCCGAGCACUACAUGUUCCUCAAGGGCCACGAGACCGUGUCCUACUAUGGGCCGCUCAACUGGAUCACCUUCAACGUGGGCUACCACAUGGAGCACCACGACUUUCCCAGCAUCCCCGGCAGCAAGCUGCCACUCGUCAAGAAGAUGGCUCCGGAAUUCUACGAUCACCUGCCGCAGCACACCUCCUGGGUCAAAGUGCUUUGGGACUUUGUGUUCGACGACAAUUUCGGCCCAUACUCGCGCGUCAAGCGCAACUGCAAGAUGGUGAAAGGGGAAUGAGUCCUUCCGGUCCAGGCCCCUGGGAACUCGUCUGGACUUGUUUUAUUCAUCCAUUCAUCCCUUUAAAAACCCCAGGACCAGUAAAACAACCACAAUAAAAAAAAACCUACGUAAUAAAAAAUGUAACGGACAACCAUCAACGAAACGAGGAGCUGCUGUCACGUUUCUUUUUAAAAUGAAGAUGUAAAAAAUAAAUAAUUGCGCUGGAUUACGCGGCGCUUGAAGUGCGUUGACCGGAAGACUCGUCCUAGUCGUGGCCCAUGGUGCGAUCAACACGUGGCGCCGCGAUCGUUCGCUCAGAGCAGCGCUGGCGGUGUUCGGUGCGAGCAUUAGGACGUGCCGCUCACCCAUGGGUACGUGGCCAUGCACCCGUGUGGGUACGUGGGCAUGCACCCGUGUGGGUACAUGGGCAUGCACCCGUGGGUACGUGGGCAUGCACCCGUGGGUACGUGGGCAUGCACCUGUAGCAACGCGCUGUUUUACCCGUGGGUACACGCCGUUCACCCCUGGGAACGUGGCCAUGCACCCGUGGGUACCUGCCGCUGCACAAUAACAUCGCCUCUCCCUCCUGCUUGGAAUUGGGGAGUAGCACAUCAGGUCUGGCCAGUACAGUACAAUGGCAGACGUUGCGCGCGCUGCGGUCAGGUGGUGCGGGCGACAUUUUCUAUUCUUUGCCUGCGGCAGCCCCCCCCCUCACCUCGGUUUGCACCACGCUCGCGCGCGAUUAAGCUCGUUAACUGAGCGCCGCUGUUGUCCCAUCGCACGUCAAGCGUGGGCAGAGGAUGUCUCGACUCCGAGAGACGUAAAUGGUUCUGCCUGACUUGGGUUAUUCUCUUUGAAUUUUACAAUCGUAGCUUGCGCCAGUUGCGAUCGUGUUGUGAGCGAAUGCUGGAUUUCUUUGGUUAAAUUUUUACGUUCAUAUAUUUUUUUUAUUUUAUCCCCCGGCUGUGUGGAGCUAAGCGUGUGUUGGCAGGGUUUCCUGUCCAUCCAGCCCAUCGGUGUGUUGCCAGAUUGUCCCGUGAAUCACUGCCUUGGUUUGCAAGUGCCAGCGAUUGCAUAAACGACGAAUGACGGUACAAAGCACUGGGGCGUUGCAAGAAUAACAGGUUUGUCAAUCUCUCGUGGGUGUACGUUUACAGGAACGUGUUUGGCGAGAUGAGGGUUCCUCCCCUGCGACGUUCAGUCCUGCACUGCAGGCGUGGUCUUGAUUGGCCACGUAACGAUUCGUCGUAGUCAUCAGCCGUGGUCAAAUCUACUGCUUGAUGAAGGCGGCCUAUUCAAGCCACCACCACCCGUCACAAACCCGCAAUUUUAAAUCCAUUGUUUUGCCUAUGAUACGCGCAAUUAAUCAUGCGCAUGGGAAUGUUUAAAAAAAUAAUUUCUGAACAUUACGUGAUAAUAAUAAUAACAGCGCCAUGGUGAUGUUUACAAUCGGGCUAAUGGAGCAAACAAGACUGUGCAGGUAAAAAUGAAAAAUGUUAGAUUUUUUUCCCCGUCUCGUAUAGGUGAAACGAGAAAUAAAUAACCGUUGAAUAGAUUUCACCGCUCUGAACCUCGACAAAUCACCGGGUGUCGAACCGCCAUGACUGGCGGAUCGGAUCGGAUCGGACUGCUACAAAAUAGCGCAGGCAAAGCGAGAGGGCGGCGCAAAAGAGAGAAAAUCGUGCGAAGCGAGACAGCAAAAAAUACGAAACAAACCCAUCGUGUCAGAAAUUGCCACGACCACCAGUCGCGACAAUUCGUCGAACCCUCACUGUGUACGUACCAAGAAAAUCGCGUUCUAGUGUGUCGUUCGUGACGUCGGAUUAAACACCGGGACGUGUAUUCUUAGGUUUUUUAGGUAAAGUCACGUAGGUAAAAAAAUAAAAUUAAUAAAAGUAAAAUAAAAAAUUAAAUAAAAAUCACGACGUUUCGGAGGCAACACAAGCCUCUGUCUUCAGGUGGAACCGUCACAGCUACGAUUGCUGUAUCAAGUGAGAGAGAUUCCAAGGAAACAACCUUGACGUGUGGCUGUGGCAUAACGGGAGUGCGGAGGGGGGGGGUAGAGGUGCCCCUCUCGAGCUGGGCAGGUGUGCGAGGCGCUCACCGCGGAGUCGAGCGGGUCUUGCCAUCGCGGAAAGAGGCCCGCGUACCGUGCGUUUUUGUGACCUGCAUGCCUGAUGGGAGGAACGGCGCGUGACUUCUGACGACGGCGUCUUGCGUAUUUUUCUCUUCCCCGCCCCGCGCAAAGGCAGUAUUUUUUUGUUAUUUUUUAAUUGCGAUACAGAGAAAGGUGGGCCUUCCUUUCGUCUUGACUUGUCAUCCUCCGUGCGGAUUACCUUGAUGCAUUCGUGCAGUGGAAUUUGCUGCAAAAACUACACUUUUAAAGAUAAGCGAGACAAUUAACCAACGCAUUGUGUGGAGCUGUAGCUUUCACGCAGCCCGAGUUGCCACCACUUUGGCUGUUUAAAUGUAAAAGGAAUAUAAUUGUAAGCCAUUCAUGUAAUUAAUCAAUAUUUAUAGGCUGAUGAUUUUCAGCUUGCAUUAUACUGAGCUUCCUCUGUAAAUGAGUCUCCGUAUAAUUAAUGAAAUAACUUUUUUGUAAAAACAUUACUUUGUAAAGAAGAAUGAGAUUUUUACACUUGAUUGGGCAGAUAUUACAUAAAUGAUUGCAACUCCUAUUUAUUUUGAUUUUUUAAGCCAGAUGUAAUGUAUUUCUGUAUUUAGUUUGAUAGCGUAAAGAGCCUAUUUUGUUUUAACAUUUCCAAAUUUCUGCUUUCCGUGAAAAAAAUGAGAUGCACUCUACGUUGAAAUGAUGGCCUCGGGCUCUGACUCAACCUUGCGCAUAAACAUUUCAUCUUUUUUUUUUACAAUUCACGCGAAUUGUUAAUGACAUUCAGAAGGAAAGCUGCGAAAAGAAAACGGUCUUUAUAGCACUGUUCUAAUUAAUUACUUCUGUCUCGUACGACCACAAUCUUGGCCACUCACCAUGAGAUGCAGCUUUGUACCAUAUUUGUAUUUCUUCAUUUGAUCGAAAAUGUCUCGUGCAUCCGAUGCGCACUUGACACUCUUUAAAGUGCAGCCCUUUUUAACAAGCAAAUUAACCAGUUAUAGAAUUAUAUAGUUAGCAAAUUGACGUUUAAUGUACAGGCAGCAACAUCACAAUAAUCUUAACACCCAGAGCUUUUCAUACCUCCUUAAAUUUUAUUGCACACCACAGGUUGUUGUGUUUAGCAAUCAUCAGGCGUGUAAAAACGCAUCACGACUUGACAUGUAUUAAAAUCGCAAGAUUGGUAAAAGUUGAAUGGGGUGGGGUGCGGAGGACUAGAGUCUUGAGAUACCCAAGUUUUAUAGAGUAGUGAAAACGGCUCGGCUAUAAUGGUUAAGCUCUCAAUCUAAUUUACCGUUGGUUGGUAGGGAAGUCCCUUGGCUCAAACACUGAGCUUCACUGUGUGUCCCUUGGGCAGAACCGUCCUUAAGGUACACGGCGAAUUGGGGCGACUGCCUCGGGCCCCACACUCUGGGGGGCCCCGUGGUUCGAUCUCACGGUGUUGUCAGACAAUACUUCUGAUUUAGUUUGAAGGCUUGGAGGGGGGCCCGCACGAUGGGGUUUGCCCUGGGCCUCACACACACCCACCCCACACCCAUGGACGGCCCUGCCCUUGGGUGUACGGAAUUUGGAGGCGUGACCAUGAAGGUGCGACUCGCAUAAUUGUUUGAACGGAACGAUAGGACCCUCUGAAAUGUGUCAAAAAUGAAUAAAGUUUGUAAAGCGUGUUGGAAACACCGAAAGUCUGAGAAAGCUUAUAAUGUAUACGUAAUGGAAACGCGAAAGUGGUGAAGAGUUACCUUUAAAUGUAUAUAAUCUGAGAGAGCAUUGGGGUGGGAGGUUAUUCCCCACUUAUUAUUAAACGCGAGGGGCAUACGAUUCCAUGAAUUUUCACGAUUCGGGGAUUGAGAUUUGAUUUUUAAUUUUGUCUUAACAUUGCCUGGAGAGUUUCGAUUUAAAGCUUUCGUGACUACAGGGAUUCAUCUUCUUGGUUCGUUCGGUAAAGUCACGUAGAAAGGAAAUAAUAAAAUAAUUAAAA